This is a messenger RNA of Lotus japonicus, 845 nucleotides long. Its product is annotated as CASP-like protein 1E1. The record is from RefSeq and is a predicted model, not a curated record. Bases 109 to 690 code for a protein of 193 amino acids. The transcript has 2 exons. NCBI's taxonomy places the organism in Eukaryota, Viridiplantae, Streptophyta, Magnoliopsida, Fabales, Fabaceae.
AAGUUUUCAUCAUCACUAUUUAAGGCAUCUCUUGCCUCUUUUUGUGAACAACCCAUUUCAUAUCAGCAUCAGACACAUAAUAAAGAUUUGUGCUAUUUGUUAGUAACAAUGGAGGGUCAGGGUAAGGCCAUGAUGAUGGAAGGGGUGGAAAACAGCAAAGGAAGAGAAAAAGCUGCUGUUGGGGGUGCUUGUGAUUUGGUCUUGAGGCUUUUGGCCUUGGCUCUGACUCUUGCUGCUGCUAUUGUUGUUGGGGUGGAUAAUCAUACCAAGGUUGUUCCAAUUAAGAUUCUGGAUGGUUUACCCCCUGUGAAUGUUCCUGUUCCUGCUAAGUGGCAUUACCUCUCUGCCUUUGUCUACUUUCUAGUGGCAAAUGCAAUAGCAUCUACAUAUGGAGCCUUCUCUCUGGUCCUUGCCAUAAUAAAUAAGGGUAAAAGCAGAGGGUUAGGGUCAUUGAUCACUGUCCUUGACGCAUUGAUGGUAGCUUUGCUAUUUUCCGGCAACGGAGCCGCCAGCGCAGUGGGUGUGCUUGGGUACUAUGGAAACUCUCAUGUGCAAUGGAAGAAGGUCUGCAAUGUCUUCGACAACUUUUGUCACCAAUUCGCUGCUUCUGUUCUUCUCUCCUUGCUAGGAUCAGCAGCAUUCCUCUUGCUAGUGUUGCUUCCUCUGUUGAGGCUUCAACGGAGGAAUUAGUAAAUGUAGCUAAUCUAUGCAUGUUUGUUUUCACAGUUUGCGCAAAAUUCUAGACAUAUUUACUUAAAAGUUAAGACUUAUACUUCUAACUAGAAGUGAUUCCGAAACAUUUUACUGUGUAGCGAAACAUGUUAUCUAUUGAUGUUAUUUGUCCG